Messenger RNA from Plasmodium knowlesi strain H, 1548 nucleotides. RefSeq lists its product as uncharacterized. The transcript is spliced from 2 exons. The record is from RefSeq and is a predicted model, not a curated record. Bases 1 to 1548 code for a protein of 515 amino acids. Lineage: Eukaryota; Apicomplexa; Aconoidasida; Haemosporida; Plasmodiidae.
AUGAAGAGGCAAAUGAUGAAGAAAGCGAUAAGCACUGCUCCGACCUUGCGCAGUGUUUGUCCUUUACAGGCAUACCUCUUCCUGUGUGAAGUGGGAGACAGAUCGUUCCGGCGAAGGAGGCAAGGAAUCGCAACGCAGUCCAUCAUCAAGAACUCCUUCCUAACCAAGGAGUAUUAUGAUAAAAAGAAAAAAAAAAAUAUCGACCUUUUUGAUUUUGUCCCCCCGGAGAAUUUCGUAUCCUCGUAUUUUGAAAAACUGGAUAAGUGUUAUUCGAACCCACGAUCCAUACUGCGGUUGUACAAGGAUUACAUCGAGAAGGAGGAUUACCCCAAUUACAACUGGCUAGUGAGGUGCUUCUGCCAACUAGCGAAUGUCUUUGGAUUUAACUCCUUCUGGAGCGUUAAGGAUAAGCAAGCCAUUCACGAUCUGAAAUUGUUUAAAUUCUUGGUGUACGACUUGAUUGAAAGAAAGGAAGGAAUUAAAGCAAGACAUUGUCCCAGACUACUAUACGCAAUGUCUUGCCUAGACUACAGGUGCUAUUAUCUCCUGCCAACUAUUUUGGAACUGAUAGAAAUAAAUCUACAUAAGUUCCGCGUUCCAACAUUGUCUAUGAUGAGUUUCUGUUUAUCCUACCUAGGAUUGACAAACCAGGAAGUGCAAUUUGGCUCCUCUAAUAAUCUCUCUAGAAGCUACAACUUAAUAGAAAAGAUACUUAACAAUAUAUACGAAAGGAAAGAUGAAGCCAAAGGGGAUAUGUCUAAUUUCUGUUGGUCAAUCUUAGCGUAUGUUAUCGUCGUAAACAACAUGUAUGAAUUUCCUCUUAAUGAUGAAGGGAGGGGAAAAGAAUAUAUAACAUUUUUGCCGGAAAUUUUAAAAAAUGCAUGUGAAGGAUUAACUAAGGAAAAUAUUGCAGAAAGUGGGUGGGUUCAAUAUUACCUCUAUAUGACCCUCUACUGCUGUGAUGUUGAGAAACCAAGCAACGAAAGAAGCAUAAAAGAAAGCGUUCCCUAUUUCAUUCAAGAGUAUUUACAUCUAAAAUGGCUAGAUAAUAUAUUGAUAACUGCCCAAAAUCAGGGUUCAGAAAAAAUGCAACUGGAGAUGGAAAAUAUUAUACAAAAGUUACAGCUAAAAAAUUUCUUCAUUAAUCUAUCUGUUGGUCGGAAGAUAGAUGAACAACAUUGUUUUUUUACUUCCCAUUUUUAUAAGCCUUUAAAUUUAUGCAUCGAGUAUGAUUACUUCCAUCCCAUUGGUUCUAAGAGACCAUUGGUCAGUGGUACCAUAUCAUUAAAAAACAGGCUUUUUAAAAAGCUCAAUUUUAACGUUGUUAAUAUUCAUAAGUGCUUUUGGGAUACUCUGACAGAGGAACAGAAGGAAUCGCAACUUGUGCGUCUUUUGGAAGUGUUUCAAGGAGAGCGUGGUGGAAAGAAGCAAAAACAACAACCACAGGAGGAGCUUUAUCAGGAGAAGUACAUGGAUUCGAAUUUGCUGCACUUGAAACAUAAGAGGGUCAAGUUUCGUACUUGGCCUCCUGAGCAUAUAACUGUGUAG